This is a messenger RNA of Gossypium raimondii (Peruvian cotton), 600 nucleotides long. RefSeq lists its product as uncharacterized. The transcript has a single exon. The record is from RefSeq and is a predicted model, not a curated record. Bases 1 to 600 code for a protein of 199 amino acids. Lineage: Eukaryota; Viridiplantae; Streptophyta; Magnoliopsida; Malvales; Malvaceae.
AUGAGCACUAGAGGCACUCGCGGUAGGGGUACUCGAGGUCGCGAUAGAGGCCGAGGAAGUGCUAGGACUGGGUCUUCGGCAUCAGGCCACAUGCCUAAUAUUGGGGCUAGGGAAGCACCAGCUUCAUCGGUGACUGAAACGAGAUCAUUCAAUCAAACGGCUGAGGAUGAUGCACUAUCCCAAGCUAUGCUCCGUAUUCUGGAAAUGGUCGCAGGGACCAGUACUGGUGCUGUAGGCCAUGGGUCGAUUUCAAAACGACUCCGAUUGAAUGGAGCAAAAAUUUUUAGGGGUAUUUCUGGGGUAGCCCCUAAUAUGGCUGAAUACUGGUUAGAAGCCACAGAAAGAAUAAUGGAUGACCUCGAUUGCACUUCUGAGCAAAAACUAGAAGGUGCAGUAUCCUUACUGCAAGACGAAGCCUGUCGGUGGUGGCUUACUGUGCGAGAGGGUACUCAGACUGAUCGGUUAACGUGGGAUUUAUUUAAGGCGGCGUUUCAAGGAAAGUAUAUGGGCGCAAGUAAUGUGGAAGCCCGAAGAAAGGAAUUUUUAAGUUUGAUCCCGGGGAAUAAAACUGUGGCUGAAUAUGAGGCGGCGUUUCUGUGA